Molecule: messenger RNA, 1788 nt
Organism: Schizosaccharomyces japonicus yFS275
Lineage: Eukaryota; Fungi; Ascomycota; Schizosaccharomycetes; Schizosaccharomycetales; Schizosaccharomycetaceae
Product: S-adenosylmethionine decarboxylase proenzyme Spe2
Exons: 1
Coding region: 284-1414 (376 amino acids)
Biological process (GO): spermidine biosynthetic process; spermine biosynthetic process
Molecular function (GO): adenosylmethionine decarboxylase activity
Source: RefSeq, a predicted model, not a curated record
AACACAAUUCGCACUAAUUUUCUUGUUUGCUACUUUUGCCUGUGUUUUCUCUUCAUGGGAAUAGUGGUGUAUCCAGGCCUCUAAAGAACUUAACCUCUGCAAACCGCUCUUUCGUGUAACAGAAAUCGAAACAGAUCUGUGCAUAUUCUAGCAUAUUGCUACUGCUUAUGUAUCUGUUCUAGCGGGUCAUUAGGAGUAGACCAGAGUUAAACUAGCUGCAGUCAGUGUUACGACGGUUCAUAUUGGGAAAACUCGUGGACAGUAUCGAAAAUACACUACAAAAAUGGCACCUACUUUUAUUGUAGAUCAAGAGAAAUCAAUGGAGUACAACGAUUCCUCAUUUGAGGGUCCUGAGAAGUUGUUGGAGCUUUGGUUUUCAGCUCCGAUGGAUUCGUCAAAAAUGGGUCUUCGAAGCAUUCCUAGGGCAGAUUUGGACGAGGUGUUGGAUCUUGCUCACUGCAAAGUACUAAGUGUUCUUUCAUCUAAUCAGGUCGAUGCAUACUUGCUCUCCGAAUCCUCUCUGUUUGUGUUUGCUCACAAACUUAUUCUAAAGACAUGCGGUACUACCACCCUGCUUGCUAGUUUACCUCGGCUGCUUGAGUUAGCGGCCAGCGUUGGCUUUGAAAAGCCGAUACGUGUGUUCUAUUCCCGUAAAAACUUUAUGUUUCCCAGUCGUCAAUUAGCUCCACAUAAAUCCUGGAGUGAUGAGGUGAAAUGUUUGGAAACCUUUUUCCCCAGCGGCUCUGCGUAUGCUGUUGGUCCUACAAACAAAGCACAUUGGUAUUUGUUUUCGUUCUGCGACGAAGCAUACAACAAUUUAGACGACAAUCUCGAUCCCGAGGAUGAGACAUUGGAAGUCUUGAUGACAGAAAUGUCGCCUCAAAAAUCCCUAAACUUCUACUCCCCAACUUUGGGCUCUGUACUUGCUGAAAAAGGCUACGACUCGGUCGAAGACGCAAGAUUGCAUGGUUCUUCUGUUUCUACCGGUCACUUACUUGGUGCUUAUGCAGCCGAGAAGGCAGGUGUGCAGGAGCUCUGCUGGACAAAAGAUGGCAAGGCAUUGUUGGAUGCAUUUUCCUUUGAGCCAAUGGGCUUUUCGUCCAACGCUUUAUGCGAUGAUCGCUAUGCUACCAUUCAUGUUACCCCUCAAGAGCAUUGUUCUUACGCUUCGUUUGAGACAAAUGUGUCCGAGCAACGAUUUGGUCGGACUAUGCAUGAUACAGUAGCGAAAACUAUUGAUGUAUUUGGUGCUGGCCGCUUUUCGGUUAGUCUUUUUCAAGCAAAAGAUCCUAACCGUCGCAAAAAUACCUUGGUCAAUAAGCUUGGACACUUUGAUUCUUACAUUCGCGAGGAGUGCAUCGUCUACGAUUUUCCAGGCUACGACCUACUGUUCUGCAGUUUCCGUCACAAAUAGGCAUUUUAAGGAAACUGUUGUAACACACUUCUCAAAGCAACUUUGCUUUUUUGGAUAUCUUACCCUCAACGGAUACCACCUACUCGCUGAUUUGGUCUGGCGACCAUUCAGCUUUGUUAACCUUACAAAUGUGUAGAACAAAUACAUGUUUUUCUUUUACAAGCACCAAUCCAAAAUGUUGUCUGGAAAACAUGGUUUAAUUUAAAGGAUAUGUCAAUCUAUGGCGGAAUCAGAUUGAUUUGUAGAUUGUAUAUUCCCAAAGGGCUAACGUGUAAGCAUAAUAGUAAUAAGUGCUUUUGGUCAAAACGAGUGCGAUCAGUUUAAAGCGUUUAGUAGUCUGUAACUGCAGCUCAGAUAGCUUCAGUGGAAGGACG